Molecule: messenger RNA, 3714 nt
Organism: Symbiodinium sp. CCMP2592
Lineage: Eukaryota; Dinophyceae; Suessiales; Symbiodiniaceae
Source: the annotation of a GenBank genome assembly
AUGGCUCCUUCGAUCCGGCUGGUCUCUGAGAAUCCUCGAAUCUGGGUCACGGAUGACAGUGUCUCAACCGAGUUCCUUGAGUCGGUAGACGAGGCUUUCAAGUCUGAGAACAGGAACGUCGUGGAGAAGCACAGUGGCCGAAAGAUCGUGGCACGCAACAUUGACUUCGAGAAGGAUGACUUGUGGCAGGAGCUGUUUGAAAGGAUCUCGGACAUCUGUGGCUUAGAAGGUGCCGUACCGGGGCACCGCAACUUCAUGGUGACCGAAGUGUAUGGCAGUGGCCAAGAUGCUCAUGUUGAUCACGCCAACGUGGAUGAUGUCGCUUCUGGGGAUCCCAUCGAUUUCUUAGACAUGGCGAGGCAAAGCCCCUCGUGUUCGGACCCACGGAGAGUCGUCCCAACCAUCUCCAUCAUCUUGUAUUUCAACUCUGUCGGAGGAAUUCGAUUUCCGUAUGCCGACGGAAUGCAAACAAUUGCGGGCAAGCGCGGGCGAAUGAUCUUCUUCGAGAACUAUAAAGAUGAGGCGAGGCCAUUGCACGCGACAUCGGCCACGCACUACGGCAUCUACUUUGAGCAAGUGCCGAAACGCCUUCUAGUCAUGGGUGUUUUGGCCAACAAGACGCCUUCCAUGGACAGAAGUGCAGAGCCUACCAAAGGGUUGAUCUACUGUGCUGGUACAGAACGGGACCCUCUCUUCCACGACAACCCUUCGUACGACACGUACAAAAGGAACGGGCAGGUCUUCGUGGCUCAAAAGCCUGACUUCAUCGUUUCGCUGGAGGUGAGUUCCUCGAACGGCGAUGUCGCAGUCUUGGGGCGAAACCUUGCCGGUGAAGAGGUCUUCAAGAAGCAGUGCAGCAAGGACACGAGCUUGAAAUCUAUCAUGGAUGACGUCAGGGUAAAGGUGGAUCCUGACAACGCCCGCAACGUGGUUCUGUGCCGAAUGGAUGGGCAACUCUUGACUGAAGAGCACAUGAACCAGAAACUUGCUGAGUGCUUCAAGGACCUCAUGGUGGGCUCACGAGCCCCUGUCCCAGACUUUGAGCAGAACCGUGAGAACUGGUUCAGGUACUGGGAUGACAACAACGAGCGAGAGCUUCACUUUCUUCCCUGCUUGCGGGCGCUCGCGAGGAGCCUGCGGCUCGAUGGGGAUUGCUCGGACAUGGGUGUGCUGCGUCUUGUCUUGGCCGAGCUUUUCGCAGAGUUCGGACUCAUGGAGGACCUGGACUCCGACAACAUCGGCGCCUCUUUCACAGUUUCGCACUUGGCCAAUUCUCAGGGAUGCGCUCGCUACUUUACGUUAAGUCUUGCUGGUGCUCAGGUCGAGAUUUGCAGUAGAAAUGACGAGCGGUCCAAGUUUUUCCUGGGCGGCUGCAACGUUGCAGAGAUUAACUCCAGGGGCUCCCAGGACUUUCUGCUCGCAGGUUCUGAGGACAGGUCCUUGGUAGAGGCCGUGCCGGAGAAGCAGCGCAACACAAUGGCCCACGGAGCAAACACGGAGAUCACUCCGCACCUCCAACUGGUUCAGGCUGGAUCUGAAGGUGUAAUGAAGAGGACUGUUUCCGAGUUGGCGUCGCAGCUGCGACAGCAGGGCCUCCAGACCACCGAUGCAAACAGGGCAGAUGCGAAAGCUGGGCAGAUGCUCGCAGAUCUCAUCGAACACCUUGCCUCGAGCAAGGAGGAGGCCUCGCAGCCGAAGUCUUCUGCGAAUGGCCCGACGAUGCUAGCGGAGCUGCGGGUUUACGACUCUGAGGCAGCAGAGGCGGACUACUUUGACAAAGCCACCGGCCAGUGGGACCUCGAGGGUCUCGGCUCGGACCUGGCGCUGGCAAAGGCUCAGGCGAAGAAGGACCACUCCAGAGCGGAAGCGACUAGGGAGGUCUCUCCGAAGGCUUCGCCGAGAGAAGCCGCACCCGUGGUGGAGCCGGUGAAAGCCCAGGAGGUUUAUGGCGCGAAAACUGCCGAGCAGCUUUUUUCGGAGCUGAGUGCUUUGGACUCCUCCGUCAACGAGGAGGACUACGUAUCCAGCGAUGGCAUUUGGGACAUCGAAGGUCUUGAGGAUGAUCUGCGCUUGGCCAAGACGAGCGCUCGUGGCGAGAGUGACCUCAUGAAGCUCUUCGCUGAGCUCAAAGCUCUGGAUCCGGCUGUUAGCAAGGAAGACUACUACGACGCAGUUGGUGAUUUCUGGGAUGUCCAGGGGCUCAUGGACGACUUGCGCUUGGCAAAGGCUUCAGCUAGUGCGCCUGCUGCAGCCAGUGCCACCCCUUCUGCGCCAUCAGCGGCCGCGGCGCCAGCUAACCAGGCUGCCAGCAGCGGACAAAAGCUGUUUGACGAGCUGAAGUCUUUGGACCCUGCGGCUGAAAAGGCAGACUACUACGACGCAGCUGGAGAUUUCUGGGAUGUCGAGGGGCUCGAGGACGACUUGCGCUUGGCAAAGGCUUCAGCUAGUGCGCCUGCUGCAGCCAGUGCCACCCCUUCUGCGCCAUCAGCGGCCGCGGCGCCAGCUAACCAGGCUGCCAGCAGCGGACAAAAGCUGUUUGACGAGCUGAAGUCUUUGGACCCUGCGGCUGAAAAGGCAGACUACUACGACCCAGCUGGUGAUUUCUGGGAUGUCGAGGGGCUCGAGGACGACUUGCGCUUGGCAAAGGCUACAGCUAGCGCGCCUGCUGCAGCCAGUGCCACCCCUUCUGCGCCAUCAGCGGCCGCGGCGCCAGCUAACCAGGCUGCCAGCGACGCACAAAAGCUCUUCGACGAGCUCAAGUCCGUGGACCAAGCAGCUAACAAGGAAGACUACUACGACGCUGCUUCUGAUUUCUGGGAUGUGGAGGGGCUCCGGGACGACUUGCGCCUGGCCAAGGCAUCGGCUGCAACUGCUCCUGCCGCAGCGGCGGCUGCAAGAUCGCCUGCGGCGCCUGCCAAGCAGGUGAAUGGCCACAGCAAUUCAGCUGCCCUCAAGGAGCCGCCCAGGGAUCUUCGUCUCACAAAGAAGGAUCCGAAAGCGCCGGACGUGCCACCCGCGAAUGGCGAGAAAAACCCGAAGCAGCUCUUCCUCGAGCUCCAGGCAGUUGAUCCAGCAGCCGUCCAGGAAGACUACUACGAUGCCGCCUCUGACCUCUGGGAUGUCGUUGGGCUCGAAGACGACUUGCGGCUGGCCAAGGCCACAUCCUCUGGCACAACCGCUGCGGCUGCAGCCGCAGAUGGCUCGACGCUGUUAGCCGAGCUGCGUGUUUAUGACAGUACCGUCACGAAGGAGGAUUACUUCGAUGCGGCCUCACGAACUUGGGACAUUGAAGGUCUUGAGGCGGAUUUGCGCCUGGCGAAGGGCUCGGCCAUUGAGAAGCUAGAGGCCUCCACCAUCAAGGUGAAUGGCCGCAACGGCCUCAACGGCGUGAACGGCGCGAGCAAAUCGAACGGCGAGAAGUCGGGUGCAAAGCUCUUCGAGGAACUGCGAUCUGUCGAUUCGUCCAUCGCCAAGGAAGACUACUACGAUGCCUCCACGAACACCUGGGACAUGCAGGGCAUGCAAGAAGAUCUGCUCCUCAUGGGACAGCAGGAAAAGCAGGACCCGGAAGGCAUUUUCAGAGAGCUUCAACAAUUUGCGCCGGGAGCGCUUCGGGAAGACUACUUCUCCGAGGCGACGCAAGAUUGGGACCUCGAGGGACUCCAGGAGGAUCUCCGCAUCUCCCGUGCGCAGCAUCCCGUGUUCCCAUCAUAG